Molecule: messenger RNA, 3473 nt
Organism: Euleptes europaea (tarantolino)
Lineage: Eukaryota; Metazoa; Chordata; Lepidosauria; Squamata; Sphaerodactylidae
Gene: MCM9
Product: minichromosome maintenance 9 homologous recombination repair factor
Exons: 12
Coding region: 1-3465 (1154 amino acids)
Biological process (GO): double-strand break repair via homologous recombination
Cellular component (GO): MCM complex; nucleus
Molecular function (GO): ATP hydrolysis activity; single-stranded DNA binding; ATP binding
Source: RefSeq, a predicted model, not a curated record
AUGAUGCUUCUGAAUACUGAGCAGGUGAAUCUAAUUGGACAGGUGUUUGAGUCAUAUAUUUUGGAACACCACAAAAAUGACCUCUUGCAAAUUUUAAGAGAAAAAGACGAUGAUACUCAUUACCCAAUUAUUGUUGAUGCUCUGACACUUUUUGAGACCAACAUGGAAAUUGGGGAAUAUUUCAAUGCAUUUCCUAAUGAGGUACUCCCCAUUUUUGAUAACGCAUUGCGAAGGACAGCUUUGUCAGUUUUUCAGUCUUUCCCCCAAGCUCAUGAUGUCAGCAUUAAGCAGAAUCUUCAUGCCAGAAUCUCAGGUUUGCCUGUUUGCCCAGAGCUAACAAGAGAAAACAUCCCAAAGACCAAAGAUGUGGGACACUUCCUGUCGGUCACUGGGACCGUUAUUCGUACCAGCCUAGUGAAGGUCCUGGAGUUUGAACGAGACUACAUGUGCAACAAGUGCAAACACGUGUUUGUGGUCAAGGCUGACUUCGAACAGUACUAUACUUUCUGCCGUCCGUCAACCUGCCCUAGUGAAGAAGGCUGCAACUCAUCUAAGUUCACUUGUCUCUCAGGAACAUCAUGCGCUCCCAACAGUUGCAGAGACUAUCAAGAAAUCAAGAUUCAGGAGCAGGUUCAAAGGCUAGCAGUCGGCAGUAUCCCUCGUUCUAUGAUGGUCGUUCUUGAAGAUGACUUAGUUGACAGUUGUAAAUCUGGUGAUGACAUAACAGUUUAUGGAGUAGUAAUGCAGAGGUGGAAACCAUUUCACCAAGAUGCACGCUGUGAUGCAGAAAUUGUCUUGAAGGCCAAUUACAUUGAAGUGAACAACGAGCAGCUGACAGGACUUAUCAUUGAUGAGGAUGUCCGCAAGGAAUUUGCAGACUUUUGGGGAAAACAUAGGAGUGAUCCCUUAGCAGGAAGGAAUGAAAUUUUAGCAAGCUUGUGCCCUCAGGUGUUUGGGCUGUAUCUUGUGAAGCUGGCUGUAGCCAUGGUGCUUGCAGGAGGUGUUCAGAGAACAGAUGCUGCAGGCACUCGAGUUAGAGGUGAAUCUCAUCUUUUAUUGGUUGGAGACCCUGGGACAGGGAAAUCUCAGUUUCUGAAAUACGCAGUAAAGAUUACUCCACGAUCUGUACUUACAGCAGGAAUUGGAUCCACAAGUGCAGGUCUGACAGUAACUGCUGUGAAGGACUCUGGAGAAUGGAAUUUGGAAGCAGGGGCACUGGUGCUGGCUGAUGGAGGCCUUUGUUGUAUCGAUGAAUUUAACAGCAUCAAGGAACAUGACAGAACCAGCAUUCACGAGGCGAUGGAACAACAAACCAUCAGUGUAGCCAAGGCAGGCAUAGUGUGCAAACUAAACACAAGGACCACUAUACUGGCAGCAACCAAUCCAAAGGGGCAGUAUGACCCUAACGAAUCUGUUUCUGUGAACAUCGCACUUGGCAGUCCUCUUCUUAGCAGGUUUGACCUCAUUUUGGUAUUGCUGGAUACAAGAAACGAAGAAUGGGAUCGUGUAAUCUCUUCUUUCAUACUAGAAAAUAAAGGUUGUCCAAGUGUGUCUGAAAAGCUGUGGACCAUGGAAAAAAUGAAAACCUAUUUCUGUCUCAUAAAGAACCUACAGCCAGUGUUGACAGACAAAAGCAACCUCAUUCUUGUCCGCUAUUACCAGAUGCAGCGGCAAAGCGAUUGUAGAAAUGCUGCCCGCACUACCAUCCGCUUAUUGGAAAGUUUGAUACGAUUAGCUGAAGCUCAUGCCCGAUUGAUGUUUAGGGAUAGUGUGACUGUGGAAGAUGCAGUAACUGUGGUUUCAGUGAUGGAGUCUUCUAUGCAAGGGGGCGCACUUCUUGGAGGUGUCAACGCACUGCACACUUCAUUUCCUGAAAACCCAAUAGAACAAUAUCGAAUGCAGUGUGCACUGAUCUUGGAGAAGCUGGAGCUGCAAGACAUUCUGUGUGAGGAACUCCAAAGACUUGAUAGAUUACAGCAUGAAAAUCCAUGCCAUUUUCAUCCCUCUCAGGAGGCAAGGGACAAUGGUCCUGAGGCAUCUUUUAGCAAUAACACACUUGAAAAACCAGAAGAAUCAUCUCAUCAGCAGUAUUCAGAUGGAGCAGACAAUACUCAAGUCCAGCCUCACUCAGCCAGAAGACACCCUGAAGAUGCUGAGCACCCAGGAGGAUUCUUAAGCAGCCAAACCUCCAAUGCACCACCACAGCAGAACAAACAUAGCGAGAACACCAGUGAUGGUGGCUUACGCUGGUUUGACAGUAUAGUGGGUGGCAGUGAAACUGAGAAGAGCAUUUGUGAGCCUCCAUUUGCCAGCACCUCUCGAGAUAGUUUGACUUUGAAAGCACCAAACAACAAACCCUAUUCUAAAGAUAGAAAUUAUUUAAUAGAAACCAAGCAUGCUGAGAUGGGAGAAUCACUGACAAGAACAGCUCCAAGGGAUACAUGCAGACAGGUAGUUGUUUCUGGCCUGGAGGGGGGAAAGAAAGAAAAGCCUCCAAGUUUCUCUUCUGGAGCAAGCAACAAAGACUCAGGUGCAGCAUUUCCGACACUACCUGAUUCGGUGGUUACCCAAGUGGCCUCUAAGAAAUGGCAGCGUGUAAACAUCAAAAAGGUGCGUGGGUUUUGUGCAAUUACACCAGAUCCUAAGGCUGCCGGUGCUCUUGCUCCAUUUUCUCCCCAUCCAACAGUUGCUCCACAGUUUCCUGCAAAUGAUUUGGGUGUUCUCCCAUCACACAAUGUGUCAAUAGAUCAGAGCUUGGUGACUUCAACCAGGAAACGAAGUAGAGAUCACCUCAAUAAAGGAGGCGUGACAGGAUGUUUUGAUGAGUCUGAUAUCCAAGAGAUAGCUGGACAAAAAGUUGCUAAACUAGCUACAUUUGUAUUUAGGCAGAAGCCAAAGCUUGCUAACUCUUCUGAAAAUGAGAAUUGUGCCAGAUUGCUGGGAACAGUUUGCAGCCCUCAAAGUAUUCCUAGAAAUGUAUCAAAGAGAGAAAGGGCCAAGGAGGAAGAUUCUGAGACAUACCAGAAAGAAUGCAAUAUUAUCAAUGGUAAUAAGAGUAUGGAGGAAAGCCCCUGUAAUAACAACAGAGAGGAGCAGCAGCAAAGGAAAGUGUUAUCCCCACCUUACACAAAAGCAAAAGGAAUGGGAGAAAAAAUUGCAGAAGGACUCAAUACAAAGAAAGUGUGCCCCAGUACAUUGGCCAAAUUAUCCAGGUUUUCCUUCGUACCAGCUGCUGAAUCCAAACCAGAGCGUGCACCUUCCUUAACUGUUGCCAGCAGUGACAUGGAAAUGCAGAGACUGCCACUGAAGAACCAUACUGAAAGUGCCAGCCACUCAAGGAAGUGCUUUGAGGUGGGAGAAGUCAGCAAAGUUACAGGGAAAUCUUUGUUUUCAUUACCAGAUUUUGAUGAAGCAGCUCUGGACUUUGAUUGGGAUGAAAAGGUUAAGAAAAACCCCAAACCUUAAAAACUUCU